GCAUUGACCCGUUUCGUACCGUCUUGUUGAUAUUUUAAAUGAAAAUGAAUUAGUUAAGGUUUUAUAAUGUUUAGUAUCUAUUUUUAUGAAACUGGAACUCAUUAAAGAAAGCUUUUUAUACCGGAUAUAAAUAUGGUUGACUGUUACUAUUUUUCAAAUCUAACAUCCUAAAUUAAACAAGGAACAAUGAUGAAUCGUGAGGUCACAUUUUUGUUUCAAUUUGGCCUUGUUCGAGACACAGUUACGAUUGAUUCUUCAAUUUUAAAUUUAAAAGUCGUUAAAGAGCAUGCUUGUGACUUCAUUAAUAGUAUGUGCCCUGAUCAUGGAAUAAACAGACUUAUUGAAAGAAUUUUAUUGUUUCGUCAUGAUUAUAAUGUCCCAAAUAUUUUACAAAUUGUAAACUCAGCAUCAGACAUUGUUGAUGAGACUCUCGUUGAAAUAGUACUUACUGGUCAAGGUCUUGUUGAAGACCCUCCUGUACGCCCACAUGCUUUGGCAGUGCAUUCAUAUAAGUCUCCCACAUUUUGUGAUUUUUGUGGUGAAAUGUUAUUUGGCUUAGUUCGUCAGGGUCUAAAAUGUGAAGACUGUGGAUUGAACUUUCAUAAGCGUUGUGUCGUAAAAAUUCCAAAUAACUGUUCACAAAAUUGUGUAGAUACAAAACGUUCAAAUUCUUCAGCAUUACAUGUUCCACGAAGUACAUCUGAUACUGGAUCAACUUCUUCUUUGAUUUCUACUGUUGAUGAAUCUACGUCUCUUAUUAAGCAUGGAGGUAAAACAAGCAGAUCUCCUUCCUUAAGUAGUCGUAUCACUCUGAAUGAUCGAGAUCUGAACCGUCUUAUUAAAAUUCCUCAUACUUUUGUGGUUCACAGUUAUGCCAGACCCACUGUUUGCCAAAUAUGUAAAAAAUUGCUGAAAGGCUUGUUCAAACAAGGUAUGCAAUGUAAAGAUUGCCAUAUCAAUAUACAUAAAAAGUGUAUCAGUAAAGUGCCCAAGGAUUGUUCUGGAGAAAAUUAUCAGCCAGGCGGUGAUUUCUUGGAUUCUGGUACAGUCAGUGAUACUAGUGGAAAGGAUGUCACUGAUGAAGACAGUGAUACAGAUGGAAAUUCACCUUCAUCAGAAAAAGAAAUAGGAAAUAAAAAUUCUCUUUUAAAUGAAACUCUGGAAGCCAACAAUGAAAAUGUUGGUAAUGUUGAACAAGGAGAAUCAUCUUCUAACAAUAUACCUUUGAUGAGAAUAGUUCAAUCUAUAAAACAUACCAAACGGAGAGGAUCUAAAGUUUUAAAAGAAGGUUGGAUGGUCCAUUUUACGAAUAAAGAUACUAUGAGGAAACGUCAUUACUGGCGUUUAGAUUCAAAAUCACUUACACUUUUUCAAAAUGAAACUACUUCUAAAUAUUACAAAGAAAUCCCGCUUGCUGAGAUUUUGGAUGUAUCUGCUGCGAAAAUUGUUAUUGGAGAUGUGAAGCAUUGUUUUGAAAUAAGGACAGAACAAGUAGAUUAUUAUGUUGGUGAAGAUACAAACUUUUCAACUGGUGAUGGAGCACAUAUUGGAAAAUCUUGGGAAACUGCUAUCAGGCAAGCAUUAAUGCCUGUUACUCCUAAUGCAGCUUCUCAAUAUAAUAAUGAAAAUGAAGGAAGAAUAACUGAUAUGACACUUUUAUAUCAAAUAUUUCCUGAUGAAGUUUUGGGUUCUGGACAAUUUGGAAUUGUAUAUGGAGGUGUUCAUCGGAAAUCUGGGAAAACAGUGGCCAUUAAAGUUAUUGAUAAACUUCGUUUUCCUACAAAACAAGAAGCUCAAUUAAAAAAUGAAGUAUCUAUUCUUCAAAAUCUUUCUCAUCAAGGUGUAGUGAAUUUAGAACGCAUGUUUGAAACACCUGAUAGAAUAUUUGUGAUUAUGGAGAAGUUAAAGGGUGACAUGUUAGAAAUGAUACUGUCUAGUGAACGAGGUCGUUUGUCAGAAAGAAUUACAAAGUUUUUGAUUACACAGAUUUUAGUUGCCCUGAAACACUUACACAGUAAAAAUAUUGUCCACUGUGACUUAAAACCUGAAAAUGUUUUGUUAAGCUCAAAUUCAGAUUUUCCUCAAGUAAAAUUAUGUGAUUUUGGUUUUGCCCGAAUCAUAGGAGAAAAGAGUUUUCGUAGAUCUGUUGUAGGAACACCUGCUUAUCUUGCACCAGAAGUUCUUCGUAACAAGGGAUACAAUCGAUCUCUGGAUAUGUGGUCUGUAGGUGUUAUUGUGUAUGUUUCCUUAAGCGGAACAUUUCCUUUCAAUGAAGAUGAAGAUAUCAAUGAGCAGAUUCAAAAUGCAGCAUUUAUGUAUCCACCUAAUCCUUGGAAAGAAAUUUCUUCAGAAGCUAUUGAUCUUAUAAACAAUUUGCUUCAAGUUAAACAGAGGAAAAGAUUUACUGUUGAUAAGUCACUUUCACAUGUUUGGCUUCAGAAUUAUGAAACAUGGUGUGAUUUAAGAACCUUGGAAAAGUCAACUGGUGUUCGUUACCUGACUCAUGAAUCUGAUGAUGCUCGUUGGGCAACUUUCAAACAGGCUAUUUAAUAUUUAAAAUUUUAGAACUUGGGUAUCCAAACUGAGGCCUGCACAUCACUAUGUAUUAUGCUGAUUUGCCAUGCGACCAGGUGUGUAGGUUUUAAAUGUUUUAUUCUUAAUUUUUAAUUAAAAAAAACAUUUUGAAGUUCUCUUUCUGGGGUGGAAGGAUAUUAUAGAUUAGAUAUUUGAAAUGGGUAAUAAAUUUACUGUCGAAGUAUAUGCAUUUUAUUGUAUAAAUAAUAGUAUAAUUAGAGAUAAUGUAUUAAUUUUAUUAUAUUUUUAAUUUAAUCUAGGUAUAUACAGUCAAAGCUCCAUAUACUCACAGUUCCAAAACAUAUGUAUGCUUUGUAGUUUUAAAAUUAUAUUUACUUAUUUGUCAGUUAGGUACACUUUAAAACAAACAUAUAUCAAUGUAUUUGUAAAUAAACACGUCUUAUUGCCACUUGUCCAAGUGUUUUUUGACAAAACACUUAAUCAAAGUUAUAUUGUUCUUUAUAAAAGACAUCUACUCACGGCUAGUCGAGGAUGUGUAUAAUAUUUUUUUUGGUUCAACUUGUCGUUCCUGCUAAAUGGAGUAAAUAGCAUGUGUUCCAUUGUUUGUUAUUUAUAAUGUUGAGUAAAACCAAAGAAAAUUAGUUCCUGUAUGUAAAAAAGUUGGUUUCUUCUCACAUUAUUUUAUGGGUCAUUCGCUGAAACUAGAGAUAUUAAUGUAUUAGCUAAAAUUGUCCUCCCAUGUUGAUUUAAAAAAAAAAUUCUAAUCCCAAAUUGAAAUUUAUACUAUUCCUUGUAUGGACAUACUUGCCCACAAAUCUAUUUUUUGUGACAAAAAAAGAAAGUGAAUUCUUUAGGUCUCUCAUUCUUACUUGUUUCCUUACCUGAGUUCUAGUCUUUGGGUCCAUAUUUCACUGGAAUAGCCUUAUUAAACUUCAAGUACAUGAAUGCCUUUCAAUUGUGAGGUUUGUAGUUUCAUAAUUUGGCAUUUUAAAGAUACAAUCUUGGGAUCCUGAACGAUACUGGUUUUAGUUACCUUGUCUCCAAAUAUUAACAUCUUUUCCUCACUUUUAAUUAAAAAUCAAGCUUAAGCAAAAGGAAUUAUCGUUUUCAGAUUUCAAAGGUUGUUAAUGCUCAGAAAUGUACAGUUAAUAAUAAUGUUUUCUUCUAAGUAUGUUUAACAUUUUCAUUUUGGACAGUGAACAAUCUGUCCACAAAAAGUUGUAUAAAAUUUGGUGAAUUAAUCUCAAAUUUUUAAUUAUAUCGGGAAAUAAUAGCUUGUUUAAGAUUAGGCCGAUUCAAUAAACAGAUAACCUUGAAAUGAUAUUUACAGAUAUUGAGGGAAAGAGAAAGUGAAUGGGGGGGGAGGUGGAUUUUAAGUUUAUUUAGUCAAGAAUACAUAAUUAUAUAGACUGUGGGAGGAGGAUACUAUUUAUUUAACUACUUAUUCUUUUUAAAUGACUUAUAUAUCCUUAUUUGCAAAGUAGAAGUAAUAAUUGUAUUCUCUACCUUUUCCCUUUGUUAAGUAAAGUGCAGAUGUUGUAAUUAAAAAAAGGUCUGUAUUUAUUUAUCCUCACAAGGUUUUUUCAAAGGUACAUUCGAUUCAAGUUUUUAUUUAUGUUGCAAUACUUGUUUCAUCUAGGAUUUAGUACUCAAUUUUUUUAUUAUUUAUUAUGAGAUGUAUGUGGAAUUAGAAAUUCAUGCAAAAUGCGAGAAUAGACUAUAAAUAUUAUUGUGUUUUCAAUGUUAGCAAGAAAGCAUGCAUUGCCAUUAGGUAUUUAUACAAAAAAAAACAAGAUCUUAGGAUUCAAGUAGAAAGCAAAUGGGUGUUCAUGAGUUUAUAGUACCUAAUUAAAUAGACAAAUUUGGCUGAUCUCCAGAUUGAAAACGCCCAAAUAUCGAGAAUUUUUGUAAAUAAAAAAGUUUAAGGUUAUAAUGAGAUGAAGUUAAUCACAAUAUUUGGUUUUAGUUUUAUUUUCUAUAAUAUUGAAACAUGCAGAAGUAUUAAAAUACUAUUCAUUCUUCAAUUGAAAUAUCAUGCUAUGCUCCCAAAAACCUCAUAGAAUAUUUACAUUAUCAAAUGCAGGUUUUUGAUAACUUAGAAAGGUGUGAUUUUGGUGACAGUAUUUAAUAACACAAGUUCAUAUUGAUUUCUAUAAUGUAACUCUUCAAAAUAAUUCAUUUCUGAUUCUCUUUCAUAUGCAUUGCAAAUUCAAACAUUACCUAUUUAGUGUAAGGUUUUCUAAUAGUUUGGAUGUCAUAAACCUUCCUAAUGAUUUUAAUAGUUGUGGUAAUAGAUUGACAGUGACAUGCUUAAUAUAUGGCCUUUUUAAGACAAUAUAAAUGGUUAACUAAAAUUGAAAUUGUCAUUUAUGAAUAUAACUUUUGUACAGAGAUUUACUUCUUCAAUUAUUAUUUCACAGUUCACUUAUAUUUUAAAAUUAAACCUGUUCUUCAAUUUUUAUUUAAUUUAUAUUAGAUCAUGAUUAUAUUAUUCUUAUAUUUUUAAUCAUUAUAUCAUCCAUUUUUUUUAUUUGUAUAAUUAAUUUUUGAUACCUUGUUUAACUUUUGAUAACUUAAAAUAACUCCAAAGUUUAUUAAUUGAAAUAGAGAAAUUUAGAAAAAUCAAAAACAAAAAUUCAGGUUUAUUUGUGAAAUGUAUUCUAGGUUGAAUGUUAGUUGUAUUAUUAUUGCCAACCUUAAGUGUAAUAACUUCCGUUAAAAGCAUUAAUGAAACAUCUAUUAAAUUAGAGGUAUCUGAUUUCCGUUGUGUUAUUCAUUUCCUAUUGUAAAUUUAAUGGAGUUAUUUUAUUAUUUAGUCAUGCUUAUUUAAGGUAGUAUAAGAAGGAAUUUUUAGUGACUGACAGUCCUGUAAUGUUAAUAUUUGCUCAAGGUUUUGUAAUUAUUGAAAGUUUUGUUUUUCAUUAUUUUUAGAACUAUUACGUCAAAUUGCACUAAAAUUAUUUAUAUUACACCACAUUUGUUUGUCAAACAUUAAUUAUUGUAUUAUUUUCAUCAAAAUUAUCAUUGAUCGAUAAUGUUUGUCAUUAGUGCUAAAACACUUUGUAUAUCAGUAACACCUUUAACAUUUCAGUAUUUCCUAAAUAUCUAUCUCAAAGAAGCAACUUCUACAUGAUACAUUCCAUAAAUAAUUUCAAAAUGAGUUUAGAUAAUUAUAAAAUGUUACUAAACAUUAUUUUAUUUUUUUUAAUAGCUGAGAAUUUACAGCCACAGUGGAUGUUGGAAAGCUUUUUAGUUUGGUGAUUAACUGAAGUACAAUUUUGGAUCCUUAAAAGUAAAUCAUGCCUUUUAUUGGAUUUAUUGAGAGAAUGUUACCAUGGAAUAUUAUUAAUAUGAACCAGUUUAAGUGGUUAACUAGAAGCCUUUUUUGACUCUUUGAUAGUUUCCUUGUGCUAUACUAAAUGAUUUCUGAUAAUAGAUUUUGUUUUGAUUAAAAUUGGGUAUGUUAAUUGAACAAUUAAUUGAUAUAAAUGAAUUGCCAUUUGGAGUAAGUAGACCUGAUUAACAUAUUCUGUCUUUUGAAUCUUUUAAGUAAAUUUUAUUGAGGUAGAUGUUUUGUUAUUAAAAUACUUUAAUUUAAUAUUCACAGGAAAUUUAAUUACUGUUGGUAUAAUACUAGAUAUUAGCAUAUAGUAAUUAAUUUAAAGUGGAUUUUUCAUCUUUCAUGCUUCAUGUUUUGUCUAUAUUAUUCCCCCUAAAGGAGGUUGAUCAUGCAGUUUCUAAUGUGAAUAUUUUAGAUUUUUAAACUUUACAAUUUUUUUUUUUUUAUUUGAAAAUUAAAACAUCCUGCUGCAUCAAAAUUUUUAAGUUUAAAAUAUUUCACAAUGUAGGUAAAAUUAUUAAUAGAUUUUACCUUCUAAAUGCAUAUGACUAUUUAUUUUUUUAACACUACCUAUUAAUUAUAUUUUAAUGAAGUCCAUUUUAUCUUUUGGUGGAUCUGUAACUAGGUGGGUAAAAGAGGUAUAUGCCAACACCAGCUGAAUUUAAAGGGUGGCAAAUUUCAAGCAAAAUUAAAUUUUUAGGUUAAGGAAGUAAGAUUUAUUUAGGAUAAUAACAUGUCUCUGGUUUUUGAAUGUCAGGAGUUUAAUUAAGUCAAUAAAAUGAGAGAAUGUUAUGAUAUGAUAUUUAUUUCGAAAUAUAAUCUAUAAAAUGCUGUUUUGAAACAACUUUUAUUGUGGGAGGGGAGUGCAAAAUGGGGCAGCAAAAUUAAGCUCGCCCAAUAAAAUUUCUAGUUCCGGCCCUGUAAUUAUUGUUGGUUGGUGUGAUAGCACUAGCUUAAACAGAAAACAUAUCUAAUGUCCACAUUUGUUAUUUUAUGGAUCAGUUGGUUUAGAUUUUUAGUGCUCGUAAGAAUGUGAAUUUAUUAAGAUUGAAUCUUUUAUGGAUUCCUUACAUCAGAUGUAUGUACAUAAAAUUAAUUGCUCACUAAUAGUCUGAUAAAACUGAAAAUAUUGUCUUCCUAUUCUUCUUUAUGAUUCAUCCAUUAAUGGAUAGAUUGUAUUAUAAUAUAAGUUAAGAUAUUAACUACUUCUUUGGAUCUAACAUCAUUGGUUAUUAUUAAUUAUUUCAAUAUAUAAUUGAUUUAUGUUGAAAAUAUAUGGAUUUUUUAAAAUAAUAAUAAUUUUUUUUUUAAUGUCUUUCUUAUCAAAUUAUCUCUAGGGUUCCAAAUAACUGUGAACUUUUAUUUUGAAAAUGUUUUUGUUUUAUUAUCUUCAGAAGUUUUUUGAAAAAAUUCAUUCAAUAACUUUUAGUUAGACUUUUUCUAUAAAGUUCUUUUGAGGACUUUUGCAGUAAAGGUAUUAGAGAACUUUAUGGAAAAAAUGUUUAAUGAAAGCUCUUUCAGAAAUGUUUUAGUAUGGACUUUUUUAUACAUGUUUCGCAAGCUUUCAAUAGAACUUUUUAGCAAAAACAUUCAUAAUUGAAAUUCUCACAUGAAUAAAGUUCCUACAUAAUUUGUCUAUGUGCACACCUAAUCAGGAUUUUAUAUUUUCUUAAAAAUAUUACUCUAUCCCAUGUUCUUUUUCCCCUAAAGAUUCAUUUUAAGUUCUACUCUAUACUCCAAGGUAUGUGAAAACUUAUAUUUUAAAUGAUCUUCUAGUGUCAGAACUUUUACAUAAUAGUUUUAGUUAAAAUUUUAUUUACAGAACUUUUGUGUUAAAACAUUAAAGGUAAGAGUUCUUAUAAAUCAGUUAAACUGAAACUUCUUGAAACACCCCAUAUUUUGUAUUCUGAUCACUUCAUUAUGUGUAAUUUUUCUCAGACUAUUCUUUAGCAAAAUUGCAUAUUUAUUGAUAAAUUGAGAUUUUAGUAGGUUUUAACCAAUGCUCAAUGUUAUUUUAACUUAGACAAUUAUUUUUAUUUGUUAUCUAUGUAUUUUGACAUUUCUUAUAUGUAAUAAAAUUAAUCUCUAUUGACCCUCUAUCUUUCAUGGAAAUAUUUGUUCUGUUUUAAGUAAUAUUAUUCUUUUAAACUAUUAUUUUGUUCAUAGUUGUUAUAGACAAUGUAUGUUAUAAAGGAAGUUAGUAAUAAGAUCAAUAUUAAUUAUGCAAAUAAUACUAGUAAUUAUUUUACUUAUAUUUUUAUUCCUCUAGGAUGUCACAUUUUUACUUACUUGUUUUUAUUUUUUAAGGGAAGUCAUUGAAAAGACAUAAUAAAGAAAGACGUUUGUUUUAAUUUAAAAAUGAUUAUUUUAGACAUAGAUUUAAAGGCCUAAUUGUAAACAAAUAAGAAUAAUAUUGAUAUAAUAUUCUAAUUUCUUGUAUGUAUUUAAUUAUGAAUAGGUUCAAUAUGAAAGACAAAAAAAAAGUUUCUUUUUAGUUUUAGAAUUUUUACAAAAUAUUUUAUUAUUGAUAGAUGUAUAAAUAUUUAAUUUGAAAUCAAUAUUUUUUAUUGUAUGUAUCAAUGUGAAUGUAAUGUUUUGUGGUAUUGAUGUAAUUAAGUGUGAAAUAUAUGGAUAUUAUAAACUAAUUGUGAGUUUCAAGAUGAAAUGCGAACUUAUUAGAGCAACCCUACUGAGUAGUUAAAGCAAUCGAUUCUAAUUACUAAUAUAAUAGUCCAGUCUUAGAGUAGUUACACCUGGAGAAAAAAAAAAUCAAAUAAUUGGUUUUUGUUCUCCAGUUAGUGAUCGAUGUGGAAUAGGAGCCCCCUGAUAGCCCCCAUCAGGGGUACCCAAAAGGGGGUUUUAUGGCGCAAGUUGCGCCAUCAAAAUUAAUGAAGGGGGCACAUUUCGACGGGGUUAUGAAUUUUCAUAAUGAAAAAUUUUAACUAAAAAAAAAGUGGAAUCAUGGAACCAACCACAGGAUGUAUAAUGGUUUAUAAUCUACAAAUGUUCAAAUUAUACUCUCGUUUGCACUGUUUUUAAGAAGAAGAGAGGGAUAAAAUAUCAUGGGAGGAGUGGGAGAAAAG
Molecule: messenger RNA, 8958 nt
Organism: Nezara viridula (southern green stink bug)
Lineage: Eukaryota; Metazoa; Arthropoda; Insecta; Hemiptera; Pentatomidae
Source: the annotation of a GenBank genome assembly